Molecule: messenger RNA, 698 nt
Organism: Zingiber officinale
Lineage: Eukaryota; Viridiplantae; Streptophyta; Magnoliopsida; Zingiberales; Zingiberaceae
Product: basic leucine zipper 4-like
Exons: 1
Coding region: 43-495 (150 amino acids)
Biological process (GO): positive regulation of DNA-templated transcription
Cellular component (GO): nucleus
Molecular function (GO): DNA-binding transcription factor activity; transcription cis-regulatory region binding
Source: RefSeq, a predicted model, not a curated record
UCUCCAACUUCUCGCCCUCUUGUCUUCUGUUUUGCGCUCGUCAUGCUGCUGCAGCCGCACCCCGACGCCGCCUUCGACUCGCUGGACCAAUAUUGGUUCGGUUCGCCCGACCCGAAACUCGAAUCCCGGCCCGGCCCGGCCGAGCCGCUGUCGGCAGACGAGCACAGGCGGCUCCGCCGCAAGAUCUCCAACCGCGAGUCCGCCCGCCGCUGCCGCAUGCGCAAGCAGCGCCGCCUCGAGGAGCUCCGCUCCGAGUCCGCGCGGCUCAGCUCCCUGAACCAAGACCUCGCGCACCGGGUCGUCGUGGCGUCCCACCGGUGCCAGAUCUUCCGCAGCGAGAACCUCCGGCUCCGGGCCGAGUACGCCGCCCUCAACCGCAGGCUCUCCGAGCUCCGCCGCUUCAUCCUCCUGCUCCGCCAGCUCUCCCCGGCCUCUCACGGCGGUUUCCUCACUGGUUUGCCUUUCGAGGAAGCCUUGGCGUCAUUAACGACGUGAAUCGGAACUCCCAAAGGACCGCCCAGUCACCUACCGCUGCGCCAUGAUCGAUCGCGAUCAGGCCUCUGGUGUAAUUACGAGUCGCUUUUGACUUUCCUUUCUUAGAAAAAAAAUUAGGGUUCAACGCUUAAUCCCAUUAUCGAUCAAUAAACCACCCAGUGGAUUCAAAGGAACCAUCUCUCAGAAACAAACUGAUCUAUAAA